CCUCGUUGCUUGCGGACUCUCUCAGCGCUUCCUUUCUUUUCUCCCGUUUGUUCUUCUUUGCUCUGCACGUCUUUCUGUCUUUCUGUCUCAGCCAUCCAGCAACACACGCAGCCGUUUGACGCAGAAAGCCUCCAAAAAGAAAAAAGAGACGCCCCCUACUGACUCCCUCUCUUGAGAUAAACAGAAAGGACAAGACCGCACACAGAUAAGCAGCAGACACAUCCUGCCUGAUAACAAGCAGACUCCGAGACCAGCAGUCGGACGUUUGGCUUUCUGUGCGAUAACAAGAGCACCGCAGCGCCCAGCACACGCACACGCACACACACACACACACACACACAAAGCAGAUAAAGAACAGCGACCAGCCUGCUCAGAACGAUGAUUCUGAACAGAUACAACCAGAACUUGAACACCGGCGACAACAUCAUGGCCAGCAGCACCACUGGUACCAACACCAGUCACAACAGCUCCUCGUACACCGCCUUGGACGUCCUCCUCAACUCUUCCGCCUCAGACACCUCCGUCACGUCCUCCCACUCGAUCAACCCCACCCCGAUGUCGUCCGAGUACUCCUUAUCGAACAGAAGCUCAUUGGCAGACGUCUCGUUCAACGCUCUUGAAAGCAUCAGCAAUGACAUCAACAACCUCAACAGCUUGAACACCAUCAACUCCAUCAACAGCCUGAACGAUUCUUUCGACAAUGACGCAAGCACUAUCGACGUCAACAACAUCAAUAAUGCUGAGAACAACCCAAGUAGCGUCAUGAACAACUUGUGGAACUCGACUUCAGAUAAUUCUAACUUGCCUUCAAACUCAACUUUCAUAAACUGGAACCCAAACUACCUGAGCAGCAACCCUAACAACAACCACAAUGAUAACCCUAUACUGUCCAAGCCAACUUCUCCAGUCCCACAGUCCUUUGCAACCCUGAGAAACUCCAAAAAUUUACAAUUCUCCUCCAACGAUCCUUUUCUGCCAGCGGAUUUGAAGACCAGUGACAUGGCAACCAUCAACAACACCAGUUUGGACGACGCUAUUUACAAGAUAAACUCCUCGGAAAGCCUCUACAAAUGUCUAUCUAAUCAUCUACUGAGCAACAUCAGCAAGGCUACCACGAACACAAACUUAAACAACGAAAGUCUAUUGAACAACCAGUUCCUGAACAAACCAGCUUUCCCACUCAACAACAAUACGAUGGCAGGUUAUUCUUGGAAUGCGAAUGUGGGGCUUCUCAACAUCUCUGACGAUCUGAACAACCAUCAGAGCUCAUCAUCUUACUCCAACUCUUCAACCGCUUCCAGUGUUUGUGACGAUUUGAUCAAUCACAGUUAUUAUCAAAACCACUUGAACAACAUCAACCAUGCCAACAACGCUUCACCCAAUAACACUAAUAUUCAUCAUACCAACUCCAACCAUCUCAACAAGAACAAAACCGACAGGUCUUUGUUCAAGACAGAGCUUUGUGCAACUUUCCAGAAGACAGGAUUUUGUCCUUACAACGACAAAUGCCAAUUUGCUCAUGGAUUGGACGAGUUGAAGUCAGCACCAAAAUCGAGGAAAUGGAAGACUAAGAUGUGCAAAAACUGGACCGAAAAGGGACAUUGCAGAUAUGGCAAGAGGUGUUGUUAUAAACAUGGAGAAAAUGAUGACGGAUCUUCCGUUAAUUCAUUAUUUCCACCACAUGUCGUUUUAAAGCAUUGAUUUUCAUGAUCAUCAAUCAUUGAUGAGACAACUUUUCAAAUAUUUCACAUGCUUAUUUUAACUUUACUACUUAUUUCAGGGAUC
Pichia membranifaciens NRRL Y-2026 is the source of this 1785-nucleotide messenger RNA. RefSeq lists its product as hypothetical. The transcript has a single exon. Bases 379 to 1701 code for a protein of 440 amino acids. NCBI's taxonomy places the organism in Eukaryota, Fungi, Ascomycota, Pichiomycetes, Pichiales, Pichiaceae. The record is from RefSeq and is a predicted model, not a curated record. Gene Ontology annotation, molecular function: metal ion binding; mRNA binding.